Messenger RNA from Penicillium cosmopolitanum, 2283 nucleotides. Its product is annotated as TPR domain protein. The record is from RefSeq and is a predicted model, not a curated record. The coding region runs from base 1 to 2283 and encodes 760 amino acids. Gene Ontology annotation, molecular function: protein binding. The transcript has 3 exons. Lineage: Eukaryota; Fungi; Ascomycota; Eurotiomycetes; Eurotiales; Aspergillaceae.
AUGACCAAACCCGUGGACACUGGGCUCAUGCCAUCAUUCCAGUCCUUCUUCCCUCUGGAGCAUCUCACUGAUGGGAUCAGUCACAUGGGACAGAUGAUCAACGCUGUACAGGACCUCAAGGGUAGGCCGAUUGGCAUGGUCUCCAUGAAGGAGCUAGUCGGUUACUAUAUGCAGCACCAAGUUUCUAACAGCAUGAAAGGCAUUCUCGUUCAGCUGACCUUUGAGACAACACCCUAUGAGCCUUGCAUCCACCCGAUGUCCUCGUUGACCAAGACUACUAUCAGUGACCUUCGCUACAACACUCGCCAUGAAGGGUCAUAUAUCCUAUUGCGACUCAUAACCGGAUUAGACAUUACAGGGACCCUUUUUGCCAUCGCCGAGGACGAGAAUCAACGGGUGAUUCCGGUACAGCUGUUCAAUCAAAAUUCUCUUCCGGGAAAUGAAUUACUUGAAAUCUAUUCGGCCUUCAUCGUUAAGGAGCCUCUAGUCGAAGUGGUCGGGUGGGGGGAAGUUGGUAUUCGAGUUGAUCAUGCUUCCGAUUUUAAGUGCAUAUCCAGAUACAGCGAGGAUCUACCAGCCGGGUGGAAGAAGUCGAUCAAGGAGAAAAGAACGGUGGCCCAAUGGAAGGCCGUGGCAACCGAGCUAUACAAAACUGGUCUCUAUGCACAAGCAGUUGAGUGUUACUCCAAAGCUCUGGAGAUUCCAUCACCCCCAGGAAGAGUUCAGACCUUGAGGUUCAACCGGGCGCAAGCUCUGUGCAAGCUUGGAAGGUCUGAAGAAACUCUACUGGACCUAGGAAUUCUCACUCCUGCCAUGCAGUCCUACGACACGGCGCUUUACCGCAAAGCCCGAACCUUUUAUGACCUUCGCCAAUACAGAAAAAGCAGCGAGGUUCUCUCCGUCCUCUGCAAGGCAUACCCGAAGAAUCCCCAUGCAAAUCGAAUGUUUUCGGAAUCCAUCAAGCGCUUGUUGGAAGAGAAAACUGGCAUGUAUUCGUUCAAAGAGAUGCAAACCAAGCUGCUAGCUAGACACAUUGUCCGACUGGAAUACGCCACAUACAUCGGCCCGAUUGAGGUGAGGCCUGCCAGUGUCACGGGGAGAGGGCUGUUUAGCUCUCAAGACGUCAAGGCAGGCGAACUUCUCCUCUGCGAGAAGGCUAUGGCAUACUUCUCUGAGGAGGACGCGAGCAAGAGAAUGCUCUGUCGUGGAUACCGCGUGGGGCUUGAUAGCGCAAAGGCCAUGCCACUUGCGAGAGUUGAACUGGUCCACGAGAUGGUACGAGAGCUUCGCACGAAGCCGUCUUGGAUGGCGGACUUCAUGAAUAUGUACCAUGAUUCUUACAAAAGCACGGUUUCCUCGUUUCAUGAUGAUGAUGGCGGAGCUCUUGUCGAUUCAUUCCUUGUACACAAAGUUAUGGUCCACAAUAUGCUGCAUUCCGACACCUGCACCCGUGACACCUAUGUGCUUCGCAGUGAGUCGAAGAGUGUGUUUGAGGAAGAAAGGAGCGACUUUGCAAUGGCCCAGCAGCCACCCUGCGGCAUUUGGCGGAUGGCAUCUUUCGCCAAUCACUCCUGUUUGUUAAACGCGCAGCACAGCUUCAUAGGCGAUAUGCUCAUCAUGCGAGCGACCAUGGACAUUGCCGCCGGCACAGAAAUUCUCAUUCGGUAUCGCGAGCGUGCCACGGAUUUCCUUAAGGCUUCCAAGUGGAACCCCUUCGAGGAUCGUGGCUUUGCCUGCACUUGCGACCUCUGUCAGAGCAUUGAUUACACCGAUGAAAGAAUCCUCAAACUCAGAGAGGCGGUUCUCAGAGAUUUGCAGUUGUUCGUUGAAACAGUGUUCAUCGAAAGUCGCCCAGGGAAGGUUGAAGUGGGCGAUCUAAUGAUGAAAAUGAACACCCUACUGGCAACCUACGAAGAAAUUGAUGUUUAUCUUCCACGCCUAUCUGUCUUUGAGAUCAAGUACGCUCUGACUCGGAUUUUUGAUGUGGGCGGUUUGCCCUACGCUGCAGCCGGUCUUGCGGUGGAAUGCUUCAUGAAUCUCGGCUACAGUCUUACUGGUGCCAUUACCAUGGAGAAUCAAGUGGUGUCUGGCCCGCUCGCCAUUGAGAAAUGGGGAAUGCUAGAUUAUCGUCUUGUAAAGUGCUGGUUGAUUCUCGCGCGAUCAUAUCGCAUCAUGGCCCCGCACCUUGAGCACGCUGCCAAGGACUACGCGAUGCUAUUCUACAAAAUGGUUGUGGGUGAAGAUCACAGUUUUAACUCGGCCUACAAAAAGAUGAUGUCUUGA